Molecule: messenger RNA, 690 nt
Organism: Trichosporon asahii var. asahii CBS 2479
Lineage: Eukaryota; Fungi; Basidiomycota; Tremellomycetes; Trichosporonales; Trichosporonaceae
Product: cytoplasm protein
Exons: 3
Coding region: 1-690 (229 amino acids)
Molecular function (GO): protein binding
Source: RefSeq, a predicted model, not a curated record
AUGAGCACGACACCGACACAAGACGAGCUGGCCGACUUUCUCCUGUCGUGCCGCUUCGACGAGGGCGAGGAGGUGCGCGCGUUCCUGAAGACGUACGGCGCCGAGGGGCUCAAGGCCGCCAAGGACGAGCGCGGAAACACGGCGCUGCACAUGGCCUGUGGAAAUGGACACCUGGGCGAGGUAGAGAGAGAGAGAGCUGUGGAGAGCCGUAGCGAUGACAAGGUGGCAGAAGUUGACAUCACAGACGUCCUCAACGCUCUCCUCGAGGUCGCCCCCGCCGAGCUCCUGCAGCAGACGAACGAGGCCGGCUCCCCGCCCGUGCACUGGGCCGUUAUGAACAACCACGUCGCGUGCGUCCAGGCGCUGGUCGAUGUGCCGGAGGAGCGUGGUGGAGGUCUGCCGCUGCUCAAGGUGAGUCCUGCCCCUGCCAAGCUCAUGCCGCAGAAGAACGCGGCCGGGCGCGACGCAUUCGACGAGGCCGUCUUCGCCGGCGAGGGCAAGGAGGAGGUCGCGGGCUGGAUUGAGGGAUACGUAUGGAAGGCCGAGGGUGGCAAGGACGACGGCAAGGAGAGCACGGAGCAGACCGAGGAGGUCACACUCAAGAUGGGCGACACCUCUGGCGAGGGAGCCGUCACGGAGGAGGUCGACCUGAGCGCGCACACCGAGGCGCUCAAGGUUGAGGACAAGUAG